Messenger RNA from Rotaria sp. Silwood2, 606 nucleotides. NCBI's taxonomy places the organism in Eukaryota, Metazoa, Rotifera, Eurotatoria, Philodinida, Philodinidae. The record is from the annotation of a GenBank genome assembly.
AUGAAUUCAAAUUCAUUUUCCAAAAAUCGUCAUCGUGUUGCAAAAGGUUUGAAAGGUGCUGUCACGGAUUAUUUUAUCGAAUAUGAAACACCAAAAGUAGUUGUAAUACAUAACGCAAAAUAUGCUGCAAUACUUCGUAUUAUACAAAUUUCUAUUCUUAUUUAUUCUGUAGUAUAUUUACUUAUACAUGAAAAGGGUUAUCAGAAACACGAUACAACAGCUAUAUCAUCAGUAGCACUUAAAGUAAAAGGCAUCGGGUAUGUUGCUACGUCAGAAAAUAAAACAAUCAUUAUUGACGGAGCAGAUUAUAUUAUUCCACCAUCAGAGAAUAAUGCUAUAUUUAUAAUGACAAAUUUUAUUCAAACUGAUCAAAAACGAUCUACAUGUGCUGAAAGUAAAAAACUUAGAGAAGCAAAAUGUAAAAAUGAUAGUAAAUGUAUCAAUCAACCAUUUAUACCGAGUAUGAAUGGGCGUUGGACAGGUCGAUGUUUGUUGCCACCAGAUGCAAAUGUUGUCAAUGAAACAACAAAUGAUACAAAAACUACAAUGGGCUUAUGUGAAUUUGCAGGUAGACUUGUUUUCAGUUUGCAAAACUUAACCCUUUGA